This is a messenger RNA of Asparagus officinalis (garden asparagus), 1847 nucleotides long. RefSeq names its product T-complex protein 1 subunit eta-like. Gene Ontology annotation, molecular function: ATP binding; ATP hydrolysis activity; ATP-dependent protein folding chaperone. Gene Ontology annotation, cellular component: chaperonin-containing T-complex. The annotation marks the transcript as partial. NCBI's taxonomy places the organism in Eukaryota, Viridiplantae, Streptophyta, Magnoliopsida, Asparagales, Asparagaceae. The transcript has 13 exons. The record is from RefSeq and is a predicted model, not a curated record. Gene Ontology annotation, biological process: protein folding.
GGCGCCGUCCGUACGACCCUAGGACCACGAGGAAUGGACAAGCUCGUCCAUGACGACAAGGGGAGCACCACGAUCUCCAACGAUGGGGCAACGAUCAUGAAGCUUCUCGAUGUCGUUCAUCCUGCUGCUAGGAUUCUUGUUGAUAUCGCCAAGUCGCAAGAUUCUGAGGUUGGUGAUGGAACCACUACAGUAGUGCUUCUUGCAGGUGAAUUCUUGAAAGAGGCAAAACCUUUCAUUGAGGACGGAGUCCAUCCUCAAAAUCUUAUUAGAAGUUAUCGUGUGGCAGGCAACUUGGCCAUCAGCAAAGUUAAAGAACUGACAGUAAGCAUAGAAGGGAAGAGCCUUGAUGAAAAGAAGUCUUUACUGGCAAAAUGUGCUGCUACGACACUAUCAUCAAAACUAAUAGGUGGUGAGAAGGAAUUUUUUGCUGCUAUGGUUGUGGAUGCUGUCCUUGCUAUUGGAACAGAUGAUAGAUUAAAUUUACUUGGGAUUAAAAAGGUACCUGGGGGUAAUAUGAGGGAUUCAUUUCUUGUUAGUGGUGUUGCCUUCAAAAAGACCUUCUCUUAUGCUGGUUUUGAGCAGCAGCCAAAGAAGUUUCUGAAUCCUAAGAUCCUUCUGUUGAACAUUGAAUUAGAGUUGAAAUCAGAGAAGGAAAAUGCUGAGAUCAGAUUAUCAGAUCCUCUGCAAUACCAAUCAAUAGUUGAUGCUGAGUGGAAUAUCAUCUAUGACAAGCUAGAUAAGUGUGUAAAGAGUGGAGCAAAAAUUGUCCUCUCACGACUGGCAAUUGGUGACCUUGCAACGCAGUAUUUUGCAGAUCGUGAUAUGUUUUGUGCUGGUCGUGUAGCAGAAGAGGACCUGCAAAGGGUUGCUGCUGCUACAGGUGGGACUGUGCAGACUUCUGUCAACAACAUUAUCCAUGAGGUUCUUGGGUCCUGUGAUGUGUUUGAGGAAAAGCAAGUAGGGAGUGAGAGGUUUAACAUAUUUAGUGGCUGUCCUUCUGGUCGGACAGCAACCAUAGUUCUCCGUGGUGGGGCAGAUCAGUUCAUUGAAGAAGCUGAGAGGAGCCUUCAUGAUGCUAUAAUGAUAGUCAGAAGAGCUCUAAAGAACUCGACUGUUGUGGCUGGUGGUGGUGCUAUUGAUAUGGAGAUUAGUCGAUAUUUGCGAUUGCAUGCUCGAACAAUAGCUGGAAAAUCGCAACUGUUUAUAAAUUCAUAUGCCAAGGCAUUUGAGGUUAUCCCACGACAACUUUCGGAUAAUGCUGGAUUUGAUGCAACUGAUGUCCUGAAUAAACUCAGACAGAAACAUGCAUCUGGUGAUGGUGCAAAUUUCGGUGUCGAUAUCAACACAGGUGGAAUUGCAGAUUCCUUUGCUAACUUUGUAUGGGAACCUUCAGUUGUGAAGAUUAAUGCUAUAAAUGCCGCUACCGAAGCUGCUUGUCUUAUCCUGAGUGUGGAUGAAACCGUCAAGAAUCCAAAGUCGGAGAGUGCACAAGGAGAGGCUGCUGCAAGUGCUAUGGGUGGUCGGGGGUGUGGAAGAGCAGCCUUCCGAGGAGGUCGAGGCGGAAGAGGCAUGCGGAGGCGGUGAAUUUUUUAUUUAUUUUAAUACGGAGUGUUUUAUUGUGUGGCAGCUUUCGAGUUCGAUAUUGUCCUGUUGGAUUGUAUCGCCUCGUGUCUGUUGAGUGGAGUUGAGAAAGGCUGACCUCUUGUAAACUUAAAAUGGUGUUAUGUACUGUGGUAUUCUGUUUGGAGUUUUCAGUUAUAGAUGGCUUCCAUUUCCAGCUUGCUUAAAAACAAAAUGUGAUGCUCCAUUUAGAUUUUUAGAUUAGUGCAUUUGAGAGUUUGACAGUU